Molecule: messenger RNA, 1881 nt
Organism: Saccostrea cuccullata (small rock oyster)
Lineage: Eukaryota; Metazoa; Mollusca; Bivalvia; Ostreida; Ostreidae
Exons: 1
Coding region: 1-1881 (626 amino acids)
Molecular function (GO): zinc ion binding; protein binding
Source: RefSeq, a predicted model, not a curated record
AUGAACAAAGAAGAUUUGAGGAAAUGUUCAAUUUGUCUUGAGGAAUAUAAAACACCACGCUAUUUACCUUGCUUACACACUUUUUGCCAGGAGUGCAUAUCAUCUCAUAUUUUGUCCGAGUGUCAAGCUAAGGAGAACCCUGUGGGAUUUGAUUGUCCACUAUGUCGAAAAUUUGUGCCUUCUCCUUGUUUGUCCGUGAAUUUCUCGGAAUGGUGUAAACGUCUUCCGAAGAAUGAAUUGUUGGAAAAAUUUUACAGCUUGACUGAUGGUUGUAAAGUAUGUGAAGCAUGUCAGCGAUUCAACGAGGAGGAGGCAGCAAGCAACUAUUGUCUGAACUGUUCCGAAGCUCUUUGUGAUAACUGUACAAAAUGUCACCGAAAAAGUCGCGCCUCUCAGGAUCACAAGAUUUCUCCUUUUGACGAAAUAAAAGAUACAUAUCUACAGGAAAUGUCAAAACCAUCUACAAAUAUAACGUGUUUUAAACACAAAGAUAGACCAAUAGAAUUAUAUUGUAAUGAUCACGAGGAGCCAUGUUGUACCAUGUGUUGCUGUACAGACCAUAGAAAAUGUGAAAGCGUGGAGACUGUUGAAGAAAAAGCAGAAAAGGUCAGAUGCAGUGGAUCAGUGGAUGCUUUAUUACAAGAUAUCAGAAAAUUUAAGGUAAAGCUUUCCGAGGUGAAAGUAAAACAAGAAAGUAAUAUCACAGAAAUAGAAGAUAAUACAGAUAAAAUGACAGAGAAAGUCCAAAAGCUAAAAAGAAGUAUUAUUCAGCAUGUUGAAAGACUUGAGAGUGAAUAUUUGGAUGAAAUGUCAAAACUUACAAAACAGUGUAAAGAAAAACUUACAUUGAAUAUCCAGGCGUUGCAGGAUAGCGUGAAUUUAAUGAAGCAUUGUAUCACAAAUUUAGAGAGUGCAAAAGAUCUACAAGGCAUUGAUUUCUUGGCAGAGUUCCUUACAGCAGAAAAAACACUAGGCCAUAUUAAGAAAAGCAAAUUAAAGGUAUCUGGCUUUACCAUGGAGUCAGACGUAGAUGCUGGAUUCAAAGCUUUCACGAACCUUUCAAAAAUGGGGAAAAUAGCUAUUAUUGAAACAGAAAGAAAUUUUGAAGGGGAAUUUGAUGUUAAGAACCUAAAUCUGGAGUUAUUUCAGGAGAUAGAUUUACCACACACGAGUGCCAGAAGUUUAAUGUUAUUUUCUAUUAGUGAAAUGUUUAUUCCGGACCGGAAAAAUACAAAUAUUUUUGAAUACAACAGAAACAAUGAAACAUGGAGUUUUCAGCGAGAAGUAAAAAUCGGACAAAAAUCAUUUGACAUCAAGCGGAAAGAUAAUGUCCUUUUUGUAUCAUGUCCAGACAGCAGAGUGAUAAAAGUUAUUUCAAUUGAUAAUUUUGAAAACAUUCGUACACUCAGUGUUAGCGGUAUGUGUUUAGGACUUUCAAUUCAGAAUAACUUUCUUUAUGUUGCUUGUUACGAUUCUAUUAUCAAAAUGGACACUGCAGGAAAUGAGUUGAAAAUCUAUCCAACCGAUGACGGUGUUUACUUUGUCGUUGCCACAAAGAAAAGACAUGUUGUAUACAGCAAUUAUAGGACAUCAAAAGUGACUGCUAUAACAGAUGAAGGCAGCAAUGCCUGGACAUAUAGUCACCCAUCACUUCAGAACUCUUGCGGUCUUCACAUUGACUGUGAUGAUAUCCUUUAUGUGGCUGCAACGGAGAGUAACAAUGUCCAUGUAAUAUCAAAUGAAGGAUGUCUACUGAGGAUUUUUGAGAAUAUACCAAAGCCUGUGUAUUUCAUUCUUAAUAAUGAGAGGAAUUUUUGUUGUGUGAGCACGAAAGAAAAUUAUACCUGGAAAACAAGCGUUCAGAUUUAUUCAAUAAAGUAG